Molecule: messenger RNA, 932 nt
Organism: Chenopodium quinoa (quinoa)
Lineage: Eukaryota; Viridiplantae; Streptophyta; Magnoliopsida; Caryophyllales; Amaranthaceae
Exons: 2
Coding region: 163-546 (127 amino acids)
Source: RefSeq, a predicted model, not a curated record
AUCUAACGGUUGACAUAUUAUAGGAGUAUUUUUAAUCUUCGUUUUCAUUUUUCCCCUUUGAAGCUUUACACUUGAACGCUGCACUUGAUUCUCUCUCCUCCAUUGAAGCGUACUCUGAACUUCUCUCUUCCAUUGAAGCAGCUUCUGAGAUCAUCAAAAGUGAUGGCAAGCAAGGCUGUGAAAACUGUGGCAAAAGCAGCUACUGAAUACCAAUAUCCUUGGCAGGAGAAGCUAGUAAAGUAUAGAGACGAGCUUUCCAAAGGAGUUUGGGGUUAUUGGGAACUUGGGGCAUGGAAGCCUUUGGGAAUUAGUGCUCGUCGCCGUGCUAGGAUCCGCAAAGAAGUCUUACUUGCCGAACAAGACUGGCCUUAUGACCCCGCAAGGAAAGAGAUGAGAACUAAGAGGAAAGGACACAAGGUUGACAGAAUAGCAGCAGAGAAACGUGCAAAUACUGCAGAAUUGAUGAAGAAGAUGCCACAAAUGUUACUGGACUACAAGAAACGUAGAUGGGAGAAAAAGAUGAAGGAUGAGGAAUCCAAGAAGUAGGUUUUGAUCCUGAAGUAUUAACUUCUUUCAUCUUAAGAUUUCUCACUUUCCUUUAGCAAGCAGAAGAAGUACCAUUUGUCUUAGUUUUGGGAUUCAGGCGUGGUUAGUGACUGCAACCGUGUUUCUCCCCAUAAAGAUUUUGAAAUAGAGCAAUAUGUUCUCUUGAUAAUCGUAUUGCUUCCUUUUUUAUGUACAUCAGCUUUAUAAGCCACUCGCCCACUUCUUUUUUUUCUAAAGAGUGUUUUUGUUAGAACUUAUAUGGUUCCCACAUUGCUUUCACAAAACAUGCUAAACCAUGUGAAAAAGCGAAAAAGCUUAAGUGACACAGUCCUUGUAUGUACAAUUCAAUUCAUAUUUAUCUAAAUACAUACAUGCCUAUCAGCUAA